AUUAAUGAGUUGAAUGGACUCAAGACUCGUGGCAUUCAGACGACUAAACCGUUGACUUUUAGCGAUGACCACACGGGCCAAGUCGGCAAAGCAGCCCUCGAGGCCAUGGAGUACUUGGUGUCCGCUUUUAACGACAAGAGUUUGAGAUUAAAAGCUAUUACAUCGAAGGGAUCUCUUUUGGAAUCCAUUAAUUUCAUCAGUGAAUCAAUUACUGAUACACAGGGCAAUUCAAACGACGACUUCAUUCUCAGCGCUUGCUUUCACUUCAUUAAAGACAAACCCAAAGAAAAGGCUACGAAAGAAAGUGCUAUGAAUUCAGAUGAAUCAAACAGUAUUUUUAGAGAAGUAGUACUUUUGACGGAUGACCGCAAUUUAAGAGUCAAAUCGUUGGGACAUAACGUUCCGGUCAGAGGUUUACAGCAUUUUGUGAAAUGGGCGGCC
Messenger RNA from Oppiella nova, 441 nucleotides. Lineage: Eukaryota; Metazoa; Arthropoda; Arachnida; Sarcoptiformes; Oppiidae. The record is from the annotation of a GenBank genome assembly.